CCAGUGUUUUUGCGACAAUGUGCGGAAAAACCUCUUUCCUUAGGUUAAAUCUUACUCUUGUCAAUCAAUCAAAUCCUAAUCUAUGGUCUGAUAUAUUGGCUUAUAUACAUAUAUGCUAUGUAUACGCAGCUGUGCUAAUUCACGUUACAGACACUCCUAUACUUGAAGAUGUCAAAAUGGAUGAUACUUUAGCAAUUAUCGAAUUAUUAAACACCAAAGUCAACGAAGGACUUGACGUUCUCAACACAUCCGACAAAUAUAUCGAGACAAUAGAUGAAACUUUAUUAGACAAGUUAGAAACAAUGUCGAUCGCCACAACUUCGGCAGAAGGUAAAACACCGCGUGAGAAAAGUGGCGGGCCAUUAUUUCCGCGAUUUCCGUCUUGCGCGACUCCGGCUGUUCCUCUUUCGGAAGACGAAGAGGACAUUCCAUCACGAAACGCGUUAAAAAAACAAGCGCAGUUGCUCGUCGAUACGAAGAGCCGUCGUAAAGGAUUCGCUUUCAGAAGAUAAAGUAUACAUAUAAUUGAGAGUCCAAAAAACCGCAUGAAAUUACAAAACCCCGUUUAAUAACGUCGGCGUAUUGUCGAUUUCCUUCAUAUGUUUCUUGAAACGAAACGUUUUACAAGUUGCUCAAUGCACAAAAUUUCACUAUUUCGAAUUCAAGCAAGACAAUAAAAAUUCAGUAAUAAAAAUGCUACGUAUUUCAGUAUAUAAAAAAAUGUUUAAAUAUGUAUGAAAUACAAAC
Molecule: messenger RNA, 747 nt
Organism: Pseudomyrmex gracilis
Lineage: Eukaryota; Metazoa; Arthropoda; Insecta; Hymenoptera; Formicidae
Exons: 3
Coding region: 18-512 (164 amino acids)
Source: RefSeq, a predicted model, not a curated record